GUGUUCUUUCUCUUGCCGUCCUGACGCCUGUAUAUAAUACCGUGACGCGUCCGCUCUUUGUGCUAGUUCACAUCAGUCGCCCCACAGAUUUGUGAUCGCAGAACGAGCAUAAAUCGAAGCGCAAAGAAUAUCCCGGGAUACACUAUUCGCUAUCCGAUAGCUUCAGUGACUUCACGGCAACAACAACCAUCAACAUGAACGGCGAUUCGGACAUCAACAGCAAGGCGCCUAUCAACGGCAGCAACGGCAGCUCUCGCCAGGCUCCAGAUCCGCUUGUCAAGGUUCAGCCACCUCGACGAGAAGACCUGCAGCCUUCGUACGCCCAAGUCAUCAAGCCAGAUACCGAAGAUGCUUCGCAACACGGCUGGUACGGCAGCAUGGUCAACACACUUGGUUCCCUCGUCGGUACACUCGGUGCGAUCCCAUGCUGCAUAGUUUGCCCCAACCCAUACAAGCCAGUCGCGCAAGGAAACGUUGGCUUGGUCACCAAGUUCGGCCGAUUCGCAAGAGCAGUGGAUCCAGGUCUUGUCAAGAUCAACCCACUGUCGGAGAGUUUGAUCCAGGUGGAUGUCAAGAUACAGAUUGUGGAGGUACCAAAGCAGGUCUGCAUGACCAAGGACAAUGUCAACCUCACCCUCACUUCCGUCAUCUACUACAGAAUCACCAGCCCACACAAAGCCGCCUUCGGAAUCUCCAACUUGCGUACCGCCCUUGUCGAGCGAACGCAAACCACCCUCCGCCAUGUUCUCGGUGCUCGAGUCCUGCAAGAUGUCAUCGAACGCCGGGAGGAAAUCGCGCAGUCCAUCCGAGAGAUCAUCGAUGAGACCGCCACUGGCUGGGGAGCUGAGGUCGAGUCUAUGCUGAUCAAGGACAUCAUCUUCAGUCAAGAACUCCAGGACAGCUUGUCCAUGGCAGCACAGAGCAAGCGUACUGGUGAAGCCAAGGUCAUCAGCGCUCGCGCCGAAGUCGAGAGUGCUAAGCUUAUGCGUCAAGCUGCCGACAUCUUGUCCAGCGCUCCAGCUAUGCAAAUCCGGUACCUCGAAGCUAUGCAGGCGAUGGCGAAGACUGCCAACAGCAAGGUCAUCUUCCUGCCCGCUCAGAACCAGACUGUGCAAUCGCAGCUAGCUCAGGCCGAUGCGGUGGGCGAAGGUCCCAGCAGCUAUCGAGACUACGGUACCACGAACACUCACGCCAACAGCAACGAAUUCGCCGGCAACACUCAGGGCUUUCAGAACGCAGUGAACGCACGCGUUGUGGAGAACAUGUGAGGAGUCUCACCAGAACGGAACGAUGAAGGCUUUCAGAGUCAAAUUGAGACUUAGUCGAGAUAGGCAGAGUACUGGAAUGAUGGCUAUUGUAAUGAUUACGAAUUGAUACCCAGGCAGUCUGAUAUAAUGUAGUUUCUUUAGAACGUUUCAGCUCUCACUACAAAUCCCUGUGACAGCA
Molecule: messenger RNA, 1446 nt
Organism: Cercospora beticola
Lineage: Eukaryota; Fungi; Ascomycota; Dothideomycetes; Mycosphaerellales; Mycosphaerellaceae
Product: slipin family protein
Cellular component (GO): plasma membrane
Source: RefSeq, a predicted model, not a curated record